This is a messenger RNA of Aspergillus calidoustus, 729 nucleotides long. The record is from the annotation of a GenBank genome assembly. NCBI's taxonomy places the organism in Eukaryota, Fungi, Ascomycota, Eurotiomycetes, Eurotiales, Aspergillaceae.
AUGGCGGCUGGGCUUUCAUUACCCGCUGCCAAUCGGCCCGACUCUAACGACAGUCACCAAGGCAGCCAGGACAACGACAACCACGCGUCCUCGGCUUCGACUCUUCAUACGAUACCGAUCAAAACGCAACGCAACAAGUACAACUGGCACAGACUCCUACAAGAUACGUGGCUCUGGGAAUUCACCUCGGCCCUAUUCAGUACCUGCUGCUUUAUCUCAAUAUGCGCCGUCCUAUUCGCGUAUGAUGGUCGAGUGCGACCGACCUGGAAGCUCGGUCUGUCACUUAAUCCGAUAAUCUCCACCCUAGCGACAGGAUGCAGGUCGUCUCUCACUCUGGUCGUGAGUGAAGCCAUCAGCCAGUUGAAGUGGCUCUGGGUCAGAGACGGAGAACCAAAGCAACUGCUUGGAAUGCAAGUCUUCGACAAUGCUAGCCGUGGUCCGCUGGGUGCCUUGACCAUGUUGUUCUAUCACAGUGAGAGGCCUCUCGUAUCUCUAGGGGCAGCCCUUACCAUCCUCAUGCUGGCAUUCGAACCCUUCGUCCAGCAAAUCCUGAGUUAUCCACUGCAGUAUAUAGAGGAUGCAAGCAUGCCUGCAGUGACAUACCAAUCCAGAGCGGGCCCGCUGUACUUUGCGCACUUUCUCUGUUGACAGAGUGCUCUUUACACGGCUCUUUGGAGUAGUAACCGUGAAACACAGCCAUUUUGUCCAUCGGGCUACUGUAGUUGGGAG